UUGUUGGAGUUAAAUAUGGUAAAGAAUCCAACUAUAAAAUGGGGACUUGCCCCAGCAUUCUUUCACAAACCAAAACCAACUUCUAAGAAAAAAAUGAGGUCCCUAAUGGCCUCUGCUUCUCUCACUCUUGCAUUAGCCAUCCUCUUUUUGAGUUUCCCAUCUGAAAUUUCAGCAAACAAAUACGCAUAUUCCUCUCCACCACCACCACAUUACUCAUCUCCUCCACCUCCACCGGUUCACACUUACCCUAAACCAGUCUACCACUCUCCACCACCACCAGUUCACACCUACCCUAAACCAGUUUACCACUCUCCACCACCACCAGUUCACAAGUACCCUCACCCUAAACCAGUAUACCACUCUCCACCACCCCCAGUUCACAAGUACCCUCAUCCACACCCAGUCUACCAUUCUCCACCACCCCCAGUUCACAAGUACCCCCAUCCUCACCCAGUGUACCACUCUCCCCCACCACCACCACCAAAGAAGUCCUACAAAUACCCAUCUCCCCCACCACCACCAGUUCACACCUACCCUAAACCAGUCUACCACUCUCCUCCACCCCCAGUUCAUCACACCUACCCUAAACCAGUCUACCACUCUCCUCCACCCCCAGUUCACACCUACCCUCACCCUAAACCAGUCUACCACUCUCCACCACCCCCAGUUCACACUUACCCUAAACCAGUCUACCACUCCCCACCACCACCAGUUCACACCUACGUCCCUCACCCUAAGCCAGUCUACCACUCUCCACCACCACCAGUUCACACCUAUCCCCCACAUGUUCCCCACCCAGUUUACCAUUCUCCUCCUCCUCCAGUUCAUUCCCCACCUCCACCACACUAUUACUACAAAUCACCUCCUCCACCUUACCACAACUAGAUAGCCCAUAAUUGGCAUCACACCAUAUGGAUCUAAACAGAAAGUGUGAAAGCAAAGAAAGCCAUGCACAAAGAAGAUCAAGGGGAUUCUUCACAUAUAUUUCGUCAGCAUUUGAUUAAGAUUGUUUAGAGGGCUCCGUUUAUUUGUAUUUAAUUUGUGUUUUUGUUGUAUUAUCCACAGCUGUAAGGCACUGCCCCAAUAUGCAUGUGUCUGCAGUUGUUUUCAUGCAUUGUAAUUUUCAAAGUUCGGCUUUGUAUCAAGCUGACUCACAAACUAAAUAAAUAUAUAUCCCCUAUUAUAGUAAU
Messenger RNA from Medicago truncatula (barrel medic), 1190 nucleotides. Its product is annotated as extensin-1. Lineage: Eukaryota; Viridiplantae; Streptophyta; Magnoliopsida; Fabales; Fabaceae. Gene Ontology annotation, biological process: plant-type cell wall organization. Gene Ontology annotation, molecular function: structural constituent of cell wall. The transcript has 2 exons. The coding region runs from base 16 to 885 and encodes 289 amino acids. The record is from RefSeq and is a predicted model, not a curated record.